AUGUCGAACGUUCCUGCUCAUCUCCCCGGUGACCUUGGAGAGCAUGACCCUCGUCGUGAGGCUCACCCCGUUGGCAACGAGCCCGGAUCCGGUGGCCAUGAGGUCAAGCUCGGCUCCGCUGAGGCCAAGGGCAUUGACAGCGAUGCCACUGCCGCUGAGAACAGCAACAACAACAACCCCAGAUCAGACAACACUGCUGAGCACGCCAUGGAGGGUGGCAGCACCGAGACCAUGGACCGUCACAAGCGUCAGCAGGCCUCCAGCAUCCCUGGUGGCCGCACUGGCCAGGACGGUGUCGAUGACCACCUCACCCGUGCCGGUCGUGAACAGGAGACCGACAGCCGCUCCAACUACGGCGAUAUCAACCGCACUCAGGGCUCAGGCUUGACCGGCUCAAACACCCACUCUCACCACCACCACGACCACCACCACGGCUCGACUGGCUCGGGUCUCACUGGCUCAGGUCUGACCGGCGGUUACUCACAGUCUGGCACUGAGCCCAUCUCUGGCGUCAGAGGUGCCGGUGUUGGCGGUGCUCCUUACGAUGCUGGCAACGUCCAGUCUACUGGCUUCAGCGGUUCCGACCCCCAGGAGCGCCAUCAGCUCCACCACGGCACUGCCCACCACCCCCACGACUUCAGCCACAACCACAACACCCGCACUGGUGAGCUCCUCGACCCUGCCAGCGGUAGAGACACUGGCAUUCCCGGCUACACUGGCGGUGCCUCUGGCUUGACCGGCUCAUCUACCGCCGGCACUGGCUAUGGUCAGACCGGCACUGGCCUUACCGGCUCAUCGCACACUGGUUACGGCCAGACCGGCUCCACUGGCGAGCGCCUCAGAGAGGGUCUCCGCGAGGGUGAGCGUGGCCUCAGUGGCUCUCACACCGGCACCGGCCUUACCGGUUCGCACACUGGCACUGGCCUCACUGGCUCAUCUACCACCGGUGCUGGCUACGGCGAGACCGGCUAUGGUCAGACUGCCGGCACCAGCUUGACUGGCGGCACUGGCCUCGGCUCUCAGCCCUCAGGCUACGGCGGUCAGACCGGCUCCACUGGCGAGCGUCUCAGAGAGGACGUCCGUGAGGGCGAGCGUGGUCUCACCGGCACCUCGACUGGCCACCACGGCUCGACCGGCUCAGGCUUGACUGGCUCCACCACUGGUCAGCACGAGUCCACUGGCGAGCGCGUUAGAGAUGAUGUCCGCGAGGGCGAGCGCGCUACCGGUCACGACAGCACCGGCACAACUGGCGAGCACAAGAAGGCCUCCCUCUUGGACAAGCUCAACCCCAUGAAGGAUGCUGACGGUGACGGCAAGAAGGGCUUCAUGAAAUAA
Aureobasidium musti is the source of this 1335-nucleotide messenger RNA. The record is from the annotation of a GenBank genome assembly. NCBI's taxonomy places the organism in Eukaryota, Fungi, Ascomycota, Dothideomycetes, Dothideales, Saccotheciaceae.